Messenger RNA from Setaria italica (foxtail millet), 1401 nucleotides. RefSeq lists its product as uncharacterized. The record is from RefSeq and is a predicted model, not a curated record. Lineage: Eukaryota; Viridiplantae; Streptophyta; Magnoliopsida; Poales; Poaceae. The transcript has 7 exons. The coding region runs from base 285 to 1262 and encodes 325 amino acids.
CACUUCACCCAGGCGCUUAAACUAAAGCCCACGGGCUCACCGGAGCACGCCGCCCAUGGCCUGCUCCACCGCCCAGAUUCAGGCCGGUCCAAUCCCUCCCGCGCUGCCAACCCCAUCCGCGCCGUCUGCUCUACGCUCCUCAACACGUGUCGCCAUCUCGCGCUCUACGCAGCUCGUAAUUGAACUGCUCAGAAACCACCCUGUAACAUCCAACGUCGCCUGGAGAGGAGAAGAAGAUAUCACUUGCAAGCCUCGAUUCCACAGGCUAGGGGAGGAGAUCGGAGAUGGCUGCGGGUUGCGGCAGAAGGUUCGACGCUGGCGAUGCUCCGGCGAGACGGUGUAACCUGGAGAGAUUCCUCGAGGCCACCACGCCUGUGGUUACGCCGAGCUCCUCCUCCAAGGAGGGCGUGAAAGGUUGGAGUCAAUCAGAAGCAGAUGAUUCAUUGCCGUUCUUCACUCUGGGAGACCUCUGGGACGCAUUCAGGGAGUGCAGCGCAUACGGCACUGCUGUACCUCUUGUUCUAAAUGGUUGCAGCGAUGGCGUUGUUCAGUACUACGUCCCUUACUUAUCUGCAGUCCAGCUUUACGGCGGAUACAGGAGGCAAACCGGCCCUUCCAGGACGGGUGCAGAGGAGAGCGACAGCGACCUGGAGCAUGAGACAAGCUCCAGCACGAACGCGUCCUCAGCCCAGGAAACCAGCGAGAGCUCCAGCGGCAGCGAAGCUUCGAGCGACGACGGCGAAUCCGGAAGCUGCCACGAGCAGCUCCUCUUCGAGUUCUUCGAGUCUGAGUCACCCUACCAACGCGAACCGCUGGCCGACAAGAUUUGCAGCCUCGCGAAGCGGUUUCCAGAGCUGCAGACCCUCAGGAGCUGCGACCUGUCGCCUGCGAGCUGGAUCUCCGUCGCAUGGUACCCGAUAUACCGGAUCCCGACGGGGCCAACGCUGCGCGACCUGGACGCGUGCUUCCUCACCUACCACUCCCUCUCCACGCAGUUCGCAGGCGAUAGCAGCCACGGCCUCAAACCGACGACGGCGACCGCCACCGCGUGCGCGAGGACGCCCGUGACGGCGAAGUGGCUCCCGACGUUCGCGAUGGCGUCGUACAAGCUGAAGGGCGCGGCGUGGACGCCGGGCUGGCGCGACCGGCAGCUCGCGGCGUCCCUCGCGCAGGCCGCCGAUGCAUGGCUCAGGCUCCUGCGCGCCGACCACCCGGACCACCGGUUCUUCGCCGCCCGGCGCGUGCCCAGCAGGAGAUGGUGAUUGGUUCAGUGAAAGCUCAGCUGUUCAGUCACAUGCACGAUUUGUUAGUACACUGCAACCAAGAACACAUAAAUGUAAUAUGUGCUUCUUCUUCUUCUUUUAUCUUACUAAUUCUGAAGGUAGCGUUCAGUGAGACAAA